Molecule: messenger RNA, 1848 nt
Organism: Schizosaccharomyces cryophilus OY26
Lineage: Eukaryota; Fungi; Ascomycota; Schizosaccharomycetes; Schizosaccharomycetales; Schizosaccharomycetaceae
Product: Cdc73 family RNA polymerase II accessory factor
Exons: 4
Coding region: 207-1331 (374 amino acids)
Biological process (GO): transcription elongation by RNA polymerase II; positive regulation of transcription elongation by RNA polymerase II
Cellular component (GO): Cdc73/Paf1 complex
Molecular function (GO): RNA polymerase II complex binding
Source: RefSeq, a predicted model, not a curated record
GUUUUACGGACUGUUCAUUUUUUAGCAUAUUGUUAAGCAUGUAAACACCGAAAAGGUUUCAAUGGAUUAUCCAUUGUGCUUAAAUUUAAUUUAUUUCAGCAAGUUGUUUUGAAGGAUCAGUAUUUUCGAGAUAUUUUAAUAUUCAACAAACUCAGUCGUGCCUUGAAACUACCUGACCUUUGCCCUUUUUUUAUUAAGCACUGGAAAUGGAGCAAUUAGAUGCACUGUUGGUUUUAAAACAAAGUAUUAAUAAAAACGAGACACCAAAACUUCUAGCAGACGAAAAUGACAGCUCCCAAGUAGGAAAAAUAUCGGAAGCCAAGUUUGUUGCCUUUUCAGAGUCCCCCAAGCCCUUCAAUUUAGAUGAACAUACAAAAUUUGUAAAGUUGGAAACGAAUGAACCAUUUACGCUCAGAAGCAUUUAUUUUGCUUGGCUUUUGAGAGAUUCCAGUAUUGCUGAUUAUAUCCAACAAUGCUCAGAGUAUGGUAUUCGCAACCUGACAUUCUUAGAAAGAACCGACUUGAUCUCUUGGUUAGAAGGUUCUGCUGAAAGUGAACAUAUCGUUGGAUUAAAAACAGAAGAAGCCGAAAAGACAGGAGAGAUUCCCGCUAGAGAACAGAAAGCUGGAGAAAAAAGCGAGCAAGUAAAAUGGUUACAAGAUAAUUCUCGUGUUGUCUCCAAUCAUAAUACUAUCCUUCACGGUGCAAAGCCUACGAAUUUUCUCUCGUUGCGUAAAGACGUUUUAGAAUACAUCCAUAUGAACAAAGGCUCCAAUGGCCCAGCUGCCGUAGAUGCUGACAAGUCUGCUAAAAGAAGAAAUCGUGACCCUAUUAUUUUACUUUCUCCUUCUGCUUCUUCUCUUUUGACUAUGCACAAUGUAAAGAAGUUCCUCGAAGAAGGUAUCUUCGUACCACCAAUCGAAGCUGCUCAAGCCGCAGGCGGCGGACGCGGAUCUGAACUGGUAACAGUGAAUCAUAGAAGUUCCAAAUCUAACUUUGGUACUAUGCGGUUCAUCGUUGUAGACAACACAGAAAAUUUUAAGCCAGAUUAUUGGAAUCGUGUAGUGUGUGUUUUUACUACAGGUCAAGCUUGGCAAUUCCGUGACUAUAAAUGGUCAGAACCCCAUCAGCUCUUUCACCAUGUCAAAGGUUUCCUGGUUCAAUACGUUGGUGAUGCACCUCAUCCUGCUACAAGAGACUGGAAUGUCGAAGGUGUAUUUGUGGAACGUGUCCGACGACACACAGAUCGUGAGGUCGUCAGUCAGUUAUGGGACAAAUUGGAAAGAUGGAUGGAACAUCGAUGGCCCCUAUGGAACGGUGGCAGACGAUAAAACGUCGCCGUCAUCAAAAACGACGUAUUGUUUUAAGCUGCCCUAUUCACUAAUAUCUUUUUGGCCAACGUUCGGAAAAAAAAAUUUAAUUAAGUCUCUCAAUUUACGAUACUCCAUAUAUCUUCCUGUUUAGAUGUACAAGGAAGUGCUCAAUUUUUCAAAUUUGUUGAUACCUAAUCCAUAAAGAAAACUAUCUAAUAUACAUGUAACAAGGACUAGCAGUUUAUGCUUAAAAUCCCCGUACCCGACGUGGCGCCUUCGCACGUAUUACUGCUUUUCUAGCAGGUUUUUUUGGUACAUCAAUGGUAGAUUGCUUCCGCUGAGCAUCCAACUCACGGUCUGUUGCAAUCUGUUCUUCCAACUUCAUUUUACUAGAAUACACACGUUCAUAAUUUUCAGCCUCGUUGCGAACCCGUUCUUUUAAAGAAUAAUAUACUCCUCCAAAUUCUGCUAACCAGUAAGGGUCAACGCUUGUAACAACAUUCAUAUAUUCUUUUGAAGUAAGCACCAAUUCGUG